UGCAUAACCUACUUCAGUUCACAUAAUUCCUUUACGAUUUUAUCUGUAUUAAAAUUUAUGAACCCCUUUCCUUUUGUUAGUAUUGAUAAUUUAAAUUAUUUUUAUUUUGUUUAAUUAUGCAGAUACGAAGGAAAGUUAAUAAUAUUAGUUGUUGCAACAGUUUGGAGUAAAUUGAACGACAAGACAUCCUCAAUUUCUUCUGAGAACCUAGUCGGAAUCGAAUCUCAUAUGGAAAAUAUGUUAAGUCUAUUAAACAUUGAAUCUGAUGGUAGAAAAAUUGUGGGGAUCAGUGGCCUUGGAGGCAUUGGCAAGACAACGGUUGCCAAAGCCUUGUAUGAUAGAAUAUUUCUUCACUUUCAAGGACGGAGCUUUAUUAAAAAUGUCCGAGAAACUGCUCAACGUCAUAAUGGACUUACCAGUCUACAAAAUCAGCUUUGUCAUGAUAUCCUAAAAUGGAAAAGACAAAACAAUGAGGAGGUUGAUCAUCAACGACUUGAUGGGAUGAAAAGAUUGAUUCAAAAUAGUAAGGUUCUUAUUGUUCUUGAUGAUGUGGAUCAAAACAUUCAAGUAGAUACAUUACUUGGGGACCGUAGGUGGUUGGGUAGUGGAAGUAGGAUCAUUAUCACAACCAGAGAUAAGGCUAUCUUAAUUACUCAAGAAGUAGAUGGGAUUUAUGAGCCUAAAGAAAUGGACUCAUAUCAAUCUCUUCAACUUUUUAGCCUUCAUGCUUUUAGAAAGGUCCAACCUCCGAAAGAAUAUCUAGAACUCUCAAAAGCUAUGGUGGAAACUGCUGGAGGACUACCCUUGGCUCUCCAAGUUGUAGGUUCAUCUUUAUUUUGUUUGGGAAAAUCAAUAUGGGAAGGCACAUUGGAGAAGUUGCAAGAUAUUCCUAAUAAAGAGGUCAUGCAAAGAUUAAGAAUAAGUUAUGAUGGAUUAAAUAGAGAGGAGGGACAAAUAUUUCUUGAUACUGCUUGUUUUUUCAUCGGAAUGCACAAGGAUGUUGCAUGUCACAUAUGGGAAGGGUGUAAAUUUUAUCCUAAAGUAGGACUUGAAAUUCUUGUUCUAAGGUCUCUGAUAACAAUUAGUGAAGAUGGUUUUUUGAAUAUGCACGAUCAGCUCAGGGAUCUUGGAAGGGAAAUUGUUCGUCAAGAAAAUUUUGAUGAGCCAUGGAAGCGUAGUAGGAUAUGGUCUCAAGAGGAAGCAUUGGAUGUAUUAAAAACAAAUGUGGGAAAAGGAAAAGUUGAAGGACUCAAUAUUGACUUCAAAGAUAUAUCAAGGAGCCGAUGUCUGGAGAAUGAAGGGUUUGCUGAAAUGAACAAAUUAAGGUUACUUCGAGUUGAUGAUGCAAUAUUUGCUAAAAACUUCACGCAUCCAUUUUCACAACUGAAAUGGCUUAGUUGGAUGGGAAGCCCUAUGCAAUUUACACUAAGAAAUUUUGAUCCAAGGAAACUGGUUGUCCUUAAUCUGUCAUACAGUAAGAUUACAGAAGACUGGUUGGGUUGGAAACACAUCAAGGUGGCAGAAAAUCUAAAAGUUCUAGAUCUCACAUCGUGUGAACAAUUAUCAAGAACACCUGACCUUUCAGAAAAUCGACUCUUGGAGAUAUUGAUUCUUGCAGACUGUUAUGGUUUGAUCCACAUUGAUGAAUCCGUCAGUCUUCUGAAGAAGUUAAGAGUUUUGGAUACUUCUGGAUGCGUUUGGAUUGAAUCAUCCCCAAUGGUUUAUCUUUCAAACCUGACAAAUUUAGAGAUAUUCAGCUUUAAAACCAGUGGGACUCUGGAGGAGGUGUCAAGUUUUAUUGAGAAAUUUACGAAAGUGAGAGCUUUGAAGUUUUGCUGUCAUAGUUUCAGCGACCUACCAGCUGCUAUUAGUGUUCUUACUUGUGUUGAGUCUCUCAGUUUACAAUGUCUAGAACUUCGGUGCAUCUCAAUUCUUCCCUCAAGUUUAAACAGCCUAAGGAUUACCAAAUGCCAUAAUCUAACCGAGAUUCCAGGUGUCAAUGAAUUGGGAUCGUUGAAAACCUUGGAAGUUGAACAGUGCUGUUCUUUGGAGAGAUUACCAUAUCUAUCAAAUUGUAAAAAAUUGAAGCACCUGAGAGUUUUAGGCUGCGAGAGCCUAAUCGAGAUUCCACGAGUGGACAACUUGGAUUCCUUGGAAGAAUUAAUUAUUAGUGAAUGCACAUGGUUGGGAACAUUACCAGAUUUGUCAAAUUUGAAAAAAUUGAAGACCUUAAUCGCUUAUUGCUGCUUUAUUUUAUCAGAGAUUCCAGGUCUCAAUGGAUUGGAGGAAUCCUUGGAACAAUUGGAUAUUAGUUGGUGCCAGUCUUUGGUCAGAUUACCAGAUUUGUCAAAAUUUAAGAAGUUGAAGAAGCUGAAGGCUAUACUUGAUGAGGAACAUAACAAGAUUCUAGGCAUCCACGGAUUGAAAUGCUUGGAAGAAGAACGCCAUUCUGCAGAGACAUUACUAAAAGAAGCUUUAUUCUUCAAAACAUUUAGAAGAAGGUAUAAACGCAUUCUGGACCUAGUAGAGUCGAAUAGGGAACAGAGAAAGGAGGGGUGGUGGCGAAGUCUCUGCCGUCAGUUCGGAGAAUCCAUUAAAUAAACUACCAGCUUUUACAGGAAACAGAGCCAUAGUGAAGAAGCAAUACCAUACAAAAGAUUGAGAUGCUUCCACCGGAGACACACUGGGCCUAGAUUGAACAAAAGAUUAACAAUGCUUGACGGAACCGCAGUUCAUACCCCCUUUUUUUCUGUUUAGACCGCAGUUCUUCCUACUUUGUUUCGUGGGAUCCAUGUAGUCAAUCCCAUUAAGUUGGGAUAAGGCUUAGUUUUUUGUUGUUAUUGUUGUUGUAUUAGUUCUGUAGAUUUUGGGCUGUUUUGCUCCUAAACAAUUCUUCCAUUUCCA
Molecule: messenger RNA, 2904 nt
Organism: Macadamia integrifolia
Lineage: Eukaryota; Viridiplantae; Streptophyta; Magnoliopsida; Proteales; Proteaceae
Product: disease resistance protein Roq1-like
Exons: 4
Coding region: 229-2601 (790 amino acids)
Biological process (GO): defense response
Molecular function (GO): ADP binding
Source: RefSeq, a predicted model, not a curated record